This is a messenger RNA of Homalodisca vitripennis (glassy-winged sharpshooter), 13113 nucleotides long. Its product is annotated as latrophilin-like protein LAT-2. Bases 130 to 4971 code for a protein of 1613 amino acids. Gene Ontology annotation, cellular component: membrane. NCBI's taxonomy places the organism in Eukaryota, Metazoa, Arthropoda, Insecta, Hemiptera, Cicadellidae. The transcript is spliced from 25 exons. Gene Ontology annotation, molecular function: protein binding; G protein-coupled receptor activity; calcium ion binding. The record is from RefSeq and is a predicted model, not a curated record. Gene Ontology annotation, biological process: cell surface receptor signaling pathway; homophilic cell-cell adhesion; G protein-coupled receptor signaling pathway.
ACGGUCGGGCCCGCGCGUUUGUCUGGUCCACUACAUGGUGAGGUGAGUCUGGACAUAUUACUUAGCCCGGCUCACCGCCCACCGCACCUACUCAUGUAGUUACUACAGGCCACAGUUACGGUUACAGACAUGGAUGUGACUCUCACCGUCGUGGCCGUCAUACUCACACUUCUCACGUUCGGACAGCCUUCGCUCUCAGCAGCCGACUCUCAACACGAUGAUGGAACAACCAGAAAAAAAUCAGGUCGGCUUCGGUUUUCACGGCUAGAACACGAACCGCGUAUUUACGCCGCUGCGCCAUCUGGUGUGUCCGUGACUAGAAUACGGGCGUUUGACAUCGAUGACCCAAGUGUCACCCCCUUCUAUCGUCUACUCGGCGACUCUGUGCCGGAAGGUGACGCUCAGUACUUCCAGAUACACUCAGAGUCUGGUAACCUCACAACUAAAAGGUACAUAGAUCGACCACCAGGUUCCAUCUACAAUAUUAUGGUCGUGGCUUAUAACAACGGAGAAAGCGAGUAUAUAGACAUCGCCAUCCAUGUCACAGAAUACAACAAGUACGCCCCUGUGUUUCGCUCUUCCAACUAUAAAAUCGAAGUGGAGCUUAUUGCUCCUGUGGGUACAGAGAUAAUCAGAGUCCAGGCAGUAGACAACGAUCCUCAGCCCUACAACUCUGAGAUUUACUACUACGUCCAAUCUCGAGUUGUGAGCGUCAACCGAACGUCGGGCCUGAUAUCACUGCGAGAGAAUCUCCACCCCAAGGAUCGUGUCUUCACCAUCGGUCUUCUGGCUUUCGACGGUGGUUCUCCUCGCCGCAUGGCACGUUCCAUCCUCACCAUCAACGUCAAAAUCUUAUCAGCACCAAGGGAGUUAUCUGUGGAGCAAACUGGGGACCAAUGGGCGAUGCUGUGUUGGUCACCACCCCUCAGUGGCUCGCCUUCAGGUUACAUGAUCUACCUAACGUCCACCACAGACUUUAUGUCGGACCGUGCUCCCAGCGUCACCACCCAGCGCAACGUCAGCAGAGAGGAGUUAGGUACGCGUGCCGGUCGAAACUGUACUGCCCUCACCGAUCUCGAGUCCUGGAGUGAUUUUGAGGCGAGGAUUGCUGGUUGGGACCGCUCUGAAAUCGGCAUGAUCAGCAAAGCCGUUACUUUCGACACCAAAGUCAACCAAUGCCCACCGAACGCGUGUUACCAUGGUGAAUGUAUACCUAACAGUGAUCCUACUAUCGUGUACUGGUGCAAGUGUGAUAAGGGGUAUUUUGGACUAAGAUGUAACUUAUUUGACCCCUGCUACUUUGAACCUUGUUUGAACCACGGAACUUGCUACAACCUGAACAAUAGCCAGUUUAAGUGUUCUUGUUUGGCGGGCUUUUACGGAGAGGAUUGUUCCAAGUUCAACCCCUGUUCGAGCACAGUUUCACCUUGCCAACACGGAGGAUCAUGCACAAGCUCUGGCAGCAAUCAGUAUGAGUGUUCCUGCCCAUCCGGAUACCAGGGUCGGUCCUGUGAAAUUUUCAAUCCGUGUUCACAAACUGCAUGCAAAAAUGGUGGAGUAUGUGAAAACAAAACCAGCACGGAGUUUGGUUGCACUUGUCCGUCGGGAUUCUCAGGGAGUUUAUGUGAAGUCGAAGUGAACGAAUGCUCCUCAAGUCCUUGCCUUAACAAUGGUCGCUGCGGUGAUGAGCCUGGAGGGUUUCGUUGCAUUUGUAUGCCUGGAUUUGAUGGAGAACAUUGUGAGAUCAAUGUAGACGAGUGCCAGUCUGAACCUUGCCACAACAGCGGCACGUGUGUUGACCUGGUCGAGGGAUAUUCAUGUAACUGUUCACCGGGAUUCACCGGAACCGCCUGUGAAAUUGAGAUUAAUGAAUGCUCUUCAAACCCUUGUGAGAACAAUGGAACCUGUGUUGAUGAUACUCCAGGCUACACCUGUAUUUGCAGUGCGGGAUUUGAAGGAGACUACUGCGAAGAAGAAACGAACGAAUGUAGUUCCUGGCCCUGUUUCAACGAUGGCACGUGUGUGGAUGGUAUCAACGACUACAAAUGCGUUUGUCCGCCGGGCUACACGGGACGUCGGUGUGACAUCGACCUGGAUAUGUGUGCUGAAAAGCCUUGUAAGAACGGUGGCAUAUGUGUGGAGAAAACGAAUAAAAUAAUUUGCAACUGUCCACCUGGGUAUAAUGGAACCUAUUGUCAACUGAAAGAAAGGUGCUCACCUGACGUACAAAAUACAAAGAAAGGAACAUUUGUAUGGCCUGAGGUGGAGUUCAAUACUACAGUACAGUUGGAAUGCCCGUUCGGACUGUUAUCCAGCGUAGUGCGAGAUUACAAGGGCCAAGACCUAUCGUACAAGUCGAAAACGAAAAAGACAAUAAAUAAAGAAAAUGCGGAUUCAUUAUUUUUGUCUGAUGAUGAAAGAGGAAAAAAAGAAGCUAAAAUACAGAACCAGUUGUCUAGAACCGGGAAAGCUUUUGCAGAGAGAUCGUGUCUCGUGAUGGGAGAUAGGGUUGUUUGGUCUCCUGUCCAGGACUCUAACUGUGAGGAAGAGGGCUACUCAGUCGCUGAACAGUUAACCCUUCGACUAGAGAAUCUUACUAGACUACCGUCCCAGAUCAACGCAUCUAUGUUCUUAGAAGCAACUAGUCAGUUAAGACAGGUGCUUACUUAUGCACUUGUAGACAAAAAAAUUGCAAGAAGUAUGGUGCAAGUGCUGAGCAGCAUUUUAGAGAUGAAUACUUCAGUGUUGGAUGAGGCGGAUGGGAACGGCUCAGUUUCUCGACAGCUGGUGGAAACAAUCAACAUGUACACGAGUCGUGCCAGAAUGUCUACACCUGGCAGUAACCUGGCUUUCUCCUCACCUAACCUUGCCGUUGACAUACGACUAGUCGAAAAAAGCUCAGUUUCAUCGAAGUCAGGAAUUAGGUUUAGCCCGACAGAAGCGGCCGACUCCCCAGAGGCGAGUGGACAGCGCAGGGGCUCAGCUCACCAGAUAACAAUCGUGGUACCUCAAGAAGCCGUCAGUGGAGUUGGCGCUCAGGAGCAGGUCAGGAUGCAGUUCGUCUUCUACAGGAAUGGGAAACUGUUCAGAGACCGCCGCAGACCCUGGGCUCCAUGGGAAAUGCCAGUUCUGAGUGCAAGACUGCUGAACGUAACUGUUAGAAAUCUGAGCAAAGCUGUAUCAUACACUCUACCACUUCCAUCGUCGCUUGCUUCGGUAUCUCACACUGCACACUGUGUAUAUUGGGACUCACUUCGUGCGCAGUGGUUGUCGUCGGGUCUGAAGACAAACAGCAGUGGUGGCUUAGUGGUGUGCGAAGCCAAUCAUCUUACCGCUUUUUCGGUGCUACUCGACCCACAGCCGGGCAGACAUCUCGCCCACGACCACGAGGCGGUUCUCACGGCUAUCAGUUACUUCGGCGCUCUUCUCAGCAUCACCGGGCUCAUGCUCACCGUCCUCACCUACUCCAUAUUUCGAUGCCUUAAUCGAGAUAGGUCUGGAAAGAUCUUGCUGAACUUGUGUAUAUCACUCCUCUUCAUGAACAUCUCGUUCCUGGUGAUCUCGAUCAAGGAGCACAUUGACGUGUACGAAGUGAACACUUGCAUGAUUGUCGUAAUGCUGGCCCACUACUUCGUCCUCACGUCUUUGUCGUGGAUGCUAGUAGAGGCCGUAAACAUGUACCAACUGCUCAUCACCGUGUUUGCCUCUUCUGAGACCCGCUUCAUAAUCAAGAGGAUGAUAUUUGCCUGGGGGUGGCCUCUAUGUGUUGUGGGAGGAACACUGUACCACUCAGGCAUUGAAUACUACAGAUUUAAAGAUCCCGACUGGUGUCUAUUUUCACCAUCCAGCAUAACGAUAUACUACGUAACCUUUGUCGGACCUGCGUGUUUUAUUCUCGUCGUCAACACGUCUGUGUUCUUGAUGGUCAGCAGAGUGAUCUGCCAGCGUCAAACCAUCAGCAAGAAUGGCCACAAGAACGACGAUGGUGUUACAGCUGCUCAGGUCCGAGGUGCAUUUACAGUUAUGACACUGCUUGGAGUUACGUGGAUAUUCGGCAUAUUCGCUGUCGGUGACUUCCGAUUACUUUUCCAAUACAUAUUCAGCGUGGCUAACUCUCUGCAAGGAUUUAUCAUAUUUAUCGUGCGAUGUGUCCAAUACCCGGAAGCAAGAAGGGCUUGGGGAGGGUUCCUAAGGACCGGGGAGCUCAAGAGCCACAGAAGCGGAAAAAACAGGGGAACUUCCACCAGAAACACUUCGUCCAGCAGCCAGACCAGAGGCACAGGCACCAUCAAGGGAGAUAUAGCCUGGGGCGGUGUACGAGCAAGGGCUAAUCAAGAAAGGAUGAGGGAACUAAGGACAGAAAUCGUCAGACCAAGGACGAAUAUGUCUGGCUACUCGUCCUCGUUUACUCUUCCUCGGUUGUCUCAAGCACCUCAACCUAUUGUCUUCUGCUCCAUGUCCCGCAGCAGAAGCCUUCACCUGGAGGACAAUAGUUCAAAGGAAGGUGAAGACACGUCGUGGAGGUUCAUGGCACCCUCUGCGCCCCCUGCUCCUACAGAUCAAGGGUAUGGGACAGCAGAACACUCCCCAGAAAGUCCUAGACAACAGCCCCGGCCAUGUCGGCAACAGCCACCCCCACACCUCAGCGUGUCCACGCCAGAACGGCUACACUCCACUUCCAGUCCUGGUCCAGGUCCGUCCGCGCGCAGCGAAAGUGACAUGGUCGCCGGACCUCCACAGCCACAAGAUACUCAUUAUCUUCCACGACGCGAAAGUGAUGCUACAACCACUGGACCGGCAUCUCACUCCUCUACUUCCACUAUAUCCUCCCCCACACACUCACCCUCUACCACGCCAACGUUCUCGCCAACCCCCUCAUGCUACGACGUUCACGUCUGGAGUCAGAUACCGUUGGUCGGUGAAGAUUCACAUAGCGCCCCUAAGCGUGUUCAUUGUGAAGAGCUUUUAUAAAAACAACUUGAAUUUUUUACAUUUAUUGUCCCAUUUAUUACACAUGACACGACCAUAAAUAUAAAACUACACCGACUGCACGCUGAGUAUCAACGGCUCCGUACCUCCUUCUCUCGUUCCCUAUAACAGUCACGUAGCAUCCGAUGGUCACCUACAGAUGUGGAUUGAUUCAAAGGUCAGAAUUGCCCUAAAUCCUAGUAUGGAAUUUGAGGUUUUAUAAUGCGAUGAAAAGGAAUUUAGGAUAAUUGUAAGCAGUUUUUCAGAUUUUCUUAUUUCAUCUUCUUUUAUAAAUCAACAGAGCACGCCCUAAACAAUCUUCAUCCUAUUUAAUAUAAAGUUAUGGAAAUGCAAAAUCUACAGAGAACAGUAUUGUAAUCACUACCGUUUAUUUCAUUUCACUAGUUUUAUCUAAGUUCAAGUCUGUAUAGGAAUAUCUUAGUCACAUGAUACCCACAUCCAUAAAUAAUAUUCGAUAGAAAAAUAUUGAUCGGGCUUGACAAGAAAUGCAGUCCUGUUUUAUGGUAAUUUCAUAUUACAAUGUAUACGUUUAUAUUGAUUAUUACUAUUGAUAUGUACAUUAACUUUGGACAGUAUAUAUUUUCACCACAGCGUACUUAAACAUUUUUUUCGUUUAGGAUAAGAAGCGGAAAAACUUCACAGGACAUUAAGUUUAUUAAGUUUUUUCCAACUCUUCCUUACUACAAAACCUUCCAAAACCUUCCUUACUACAAGACUAGUGUCUCCAACAGGGCUGAUCUUUCAUAACACUUUUCCUAUAUUUUUGUUUUAUUGUACUAAAUCAUGUAUAACACAAACACAAGUUUUUUUAGAUCAGUUUUUUCUUUGAGCACAAUUGUAUAAGAAUACUAAAUUCCUUUUCUACGUAUCUGAAGAGUUUAAGAACUUCAGAUCAUCGUUUAAUGUAGGAUAACAAAAUAAUAUUUAGCUGAAAAUAGAUUCCCGGAAGUUAAAGGGUACUUAUUGACUAUAGCUGGAAAAUUGAGAAUAGGAUUUUGGAGUUGUUGAAAGCCUACAGGAUAACAGCGUUUAGUCGAAGUAGUUUUAUAUCGAUGGGCACGACACAUUGAACAACACCGUAAAUUUUGUUGAUAGGUCAAAUGUGGACCACAAUUAUCAUAUCUUAGACUUAAGGCAAGAUCACAUAAGGAUCUUCACAUGUUAAGUGAGUUUUAGAAAUGUAUACAUUAAUGUACCAGUAUAUAUGGAUCAUAGACUAACUUUGUAAACUAAAAACUCGUUCUUCAAGUUAAUAGACCUUAUCUAAAAGAGUCACGCUGUCAAUCUUUUGAGUAACUACGAGCUGUAACUAAAAAUUCAUAUGCUUUAAGUGUUUGGUUAUAUUAACAAAUAAUCUGUAAAUGUACUAAUUAAAGUUAGUGACAUGAAAUCCGUGAAGGCUGUAACACUUGGCCAACAUUUGGAAUAUUUAGAAGUAUUAUUUGGUUUUUCUCUAAUAGCUGCAAUUGGCCUAUUUUGUCUAAAAACCUCAUAUUUUGUCUAAAAUAAAAUAUUAUAUUAAAGUUAAUAAUGUUUUCUUCGAACUCUUGGCAAAACGCACUCAUAUUAAUAUAAUUAACACUUAUAGUGUCAGUAAAGAAAUAAUAUUUAUAUCAAAUAAUUCAAAUGUGUAUGCGUAUUAUGAAAUCUAGUCCUCUGUAAUACUAACAAAGUGCUAUACGUAAGUAGUUAAAACAACUACUUAUUUUAAAAUUACUCAUUUAAAAGAGAAUUUUUACCGAAAUGUACGAAUCAUACAACAUACAUUUAAUAUCUAUCAAAGGAUUAUUGUAAAAAAUUCAACACAUGGUGUUUUAUAGGCGCAUACGCGAUUUACAAACUAAUAAUCCCACACACACAAAAAACCAUCAGUAUAUAUGGUAUAAGUAUUUCUUCACUUUUUCUAUUAGCAUUUUCUAUUCUUUAUUUUUCUAUUUUCAUAAGCAUUAAACUUAUAUCUAAAUAGAUUAUUAUUACAUUCAUGACAUCUAACGUAUUUUUAAAUAAUUAUGAUCAAGUUAAAAAUGUUUACAAAUUCACUGUUGCUUAAAACUCCUUUUUUCUGUGGAAUAUUUUAAGAUGUAGAACAUGAUUGUUUGGGGCAAUUAUUACACUAACGUUUUAGAAGCUAUGCAUAGUUGAAGCAUAUCGUUUUAAAAUUUAUAAUUUCUUACUACAUUUUCGUAUGGGAAGUAGAACAGUAACAUUAUAGAUCAAAUUGAAAGCAUUGUCAGGCUGAAUUAUGACAGAGUAAUUCACGUCGGUUUUGUACAAUUUAAAAUAUCAGGACUUCCAUACAGUUAUUACCCAUGAUUAUUCCUUUAACAGAUGUUACAUUUUUCUACUAAUUCCUUGUUGAGUUUUUAUUAAUUAAAGUUAGUGUAUCCAUAAAGAAAUAUUAACUUUAAAACAAACCGCUUUUGUAUUUUUAUUUAAAUUGUAGAUAUUGAAAUGUUCUUGUGUUUCAACUUGUGUACCGAAACAUUAAGUGAACUAGUACACAUGUAUGAGACCUAACGUAGGACAAUAAGUUUUAAUAGUUUAUAUUCGAUUCUUUUAUUGUAUUGCCGAUACUAUUUUGCAGUUUAAUAUUAUCAUAGUUUCUUGUUCCUAUUAAUUAUUCAUAUACAAUGUGUUAACCCUCCCUCCAGCUGAUUUUUUAAUAAAAUCCAAGCAUGAUUACCUCAUUAUAUUAUGAUUUUCAUAAUUAAAAUUCUGGAAAAAGUUAAAAAUAUUGAAUGAAGUAAUUCUAUAAUAUUAUAAUAGCAACUGUAAUUAAGGUCGUAAAGGGGCACGGCCAACCCUGUACGAUCCAGGAUGUACAUCCUGAAUACGUCCUCCGCAUACACGAUUUCACAUUCGACUUCCUUAUCCUUUAGAUUUAGAAAUUAAAACUACUAUUUAAUUAUUUAUUUUAUUUUAAGUACAUCCCAAUAUAUUAGAAAUAGUACUAUAUUAACAAAACCUAAUGCAAUUGUAUUUAUAUUAAUAACACUCAAAAAUCAAUAAAACCUACAGGGAUCAUCGUAAUUUCUGAUGAAAUUACAGUAUUCUUUAACAAAAUACAACCCGAUUAAAGGACCUACAGCGAAAAAUAAAGUUUAUAUAUAAAUAUAUAUAACACAAUCUUAAAGAGAGUGAAUAAUAUGUGAUAGAUAUAUGUGUGUGAUCACUUCCAUUAUUGUAUUAAGUAUUCAACACGUGUUCUCAUACAUGUGUACCAGUAAGAUCCCACCUGAUAAUUGAAUUGAAUAACUUAACGAAAAUACAAUGCAAAGUUCACUACAGUAUCGGUAUUCUUUUUAGGAACGCGUAACGAGUGUACAAAAGUUAACUCAACUUACACUGUAUAAGUCAUAACCUCGAGGUUGAAGUGAAUUAUGAUCGUUGUUGCGUCGUAAACUAAAACGAGGCACGUUUCGAUGUACAGCAUGCUAGUUGCUAGCAAUAUUUAUGAUGUAGUUAUGCACAAUGAUCAAGAAGUUAUCUGCGUAAAAGUGCUAGAGAAUGUUUUGAACAAACUCAACAUAUAUGAUCUGACUAUUUUAGAAUAUCUACUGCUGAAGGCUGUUAAAGACCUAUUUACAGUAAGAAAAUUCAACACAUUAAGUUUUAACUAUUAUUCUCAUCAACAGAUUGAUAACGUAACACAAUCAUUGUUUAUAAACAUCUGUAGUGAAGUUCUUUAUAGCAAUAUGUUAAUAAGCAGUCAAAAAACGAAUCCUAGUAUAUUGGUGUGUAACACGCAGAAAAAAAAUUCCCGAAUACGUUACUGAGUUCCGUAUGUACAGUCGAGAACGUCAAAUACUAUUAAUGUUAUGUUAUAGACUGAUUCACCAGCUAAAGUUACUUAAGGGGGCGCAAUCAGAUUUUGGUUAUAUUUUGUUGUGUUUGACAAGGACAAUUGAGAAAAAAAAUUUUCGUUAGAUAUUUUUGUUAUUUUAGACAUUAUGAGUAAUUAUUUAACCAGGGUGAAAAAUAAUGGCUGAAGAUAAGGAUAUGUAUUUUUCAUAAUAUUUAUAUGAAUUAAGUCCCAAAGCAGAUAUGUUUAUUUAAUCAAAUAUAACUUAAAUGAAAAAUUACUGUCGUAAAAAUGGCAUUUGUAAACAAAAUAUUACAUAGAUUUUAUUUUUUUUAAGCAUUAUAUUCGUAUUUUAUUCUAAUUAAAACCCGUUACAUUCCUCCGGUUUCCUUUGGUAUAUCCUUAAAAACAAUCGAUAUAGCUCAGGUUACUACUUAAAAUAUAUAAAAUAUUUUGUUGAAUCCAAUAUUCAGUAUUUAUUCUUUCUCAGGGAAUACGCUAUUUGAAUGAGCGGAAUUAUUAAAUUUUAAAUAUUCAAACAAUAAACGAUUAAACCACCGUCAAAACUUAACAUAUAAUUUCGUUCGUUACUUUACACAAUACAACGUCCUUAUAUUUUUGCAGAUAGCAUUUUCAAGCUUAAUCCAUCAGAACUAAUACAUAUUAUUUGUCACGAAGGAACUCGAUGCAGCGUUUCUUCCCACCAAGUUCUUCAAUCUAAAGUAACCGAGUGUUGUCGUAGUGUAAACGGAACGUGACAAACCGUGAAUUUCAUGCACCCGUAAUUCAGAACCAACAAAGCGCUAGUUCAAUUUUAAUCCCACUCCAUUAGAGAGUGGUACUGAGACUGAAAUACUAAAGAUAAUUAAAAUUAUUUAAAUAAUAGUAAAAAUCAUUUAAUUUCACUACGGGCCUUCCUACUUCUUAAACGUUGGCUCAAGCGAAACAUUCAAUGCUCAAUAUAUUUUUAUGAGUCUCGGAUUUUUUUCUGGUUAUAGGAUUUGUCUUUUGCAUAAAUAUUUACCAAGAAGUUAGUUUCAGUUCCUUGUUCAUAAACCAACAAAUUUUAAAAUGUGAUAAAUAGUGCUUGUAAAUUAUAAAAAAAUGCAGUCUCAUUUUGAUCAACGCAUAUAUAUUUUAGUUUAUUCAUUUUUACUAUCAAAUAAUAUGUUAAUUGAAUUUCGUGUUUUACAAUCGAUGACACCUACAAACACUAGAUCAAUUUAAAAAAUUACGCUUUGUUUUUUUCUAAUGUCAGGACACGGCAAUCAGAACUAUAGUCUAGAAAUCAAUAAACCUACUUGGAAGAGAGAAACACAAGCAAUUGGUUAGUUAAAUUUAUUAUUUUCAUAUCAUUAAAAUGCUUAUAAAUGUGUAAUUUUUAGCAAACAGAAAUUGUUAUAAUAGGUUAAAGUUUACAAAUAAAGUUCUAUUACGUUUCAUGUUUGAAUAUUAAAAAUCUCAAUCGUGUUUUAAUUUUAAAAACAAAAUUUAAAAAAGCACUAUCUGUUGCUAUAUUUUCAGUUAGUUCACUUUUAUCCUUGUGUUAUCCAAAAGGUUUAUUUGAUAAAGACGAAUAAACCCCUUAAAAAUAUACUUUUACCACAUGUUUUCUUUGUUACUUACCCAGACUUCAAACAAUUACAUCAACACCUUCAGAACCUUGGUGAAAUCUAAAUAUUUUCCUUUUUUAAUUGCAAUUCUUUAUUAAUAAUAAUAAUAUUAUAAUAAUAACAAAUACGAUCCAAUGUUAUAAAUUCAUUAUUAUAAAUAUCAUGAGGUUGUAAUGAUCCAAUGUCAAAAUUUAGUUUUUACAAAUAUGUUUGAACGGAUUGUUUUAUAUCACGGGGAAAUGUGUUAAUGGAGUACACGUUUUCACCGGGUUUGUCUUUUUUACAUCUAAAGCAUAUGCUGUUACUACCCAAAGUAAAAUCACUCUGUGGGUCAAACCAUGGAUGGAUAAAACAAUUGUGAAAUCAUAUAUGAACUCCUCAAAUAAUUGCCUUAAAAAAUGUACGUGUAUUUUACUUGUCUAUUUUAUUUACUUACAAUAUAGUAUAUUUUAAAUAAUAACAAUAUUAACAGUUGAAUUACGUUUUAGUUACUCAAGAAUUUUUUUUUAUUUUUAUAAGGCAGGUGAGAACUAGGAAAGUUCUUUUUUCUUUAUAUGCCCACGCCCAUAUAUUUCAGCAAUGAACCUAUGUUUUUUCUGUGGAAAUAAACUAAUUAAUAUUCACACCACGUUAUAGUAUGCAGGCCUAUAAAAAUUAAUUGAAUGCGAUAUAAAUCUAUGACUUUUGGACCAUAACUUCCCUUUCAGGUUCAGUUAAUGUUUCGUCACUCGCUUAUUGAUAGAGCAAAUAGAAAACCGUGUACAAUGUGUACAUAACCCGGAGGUGACUUCCCAAAUUAUUACUAUCAUGUCAAACAUCAAAGGAAAGAAACUCAUUCUGUUCUCGCGUAUUGGCCGUAUCAUGAAGCGUUAGUUAUUUAUGACGUUGUCACUGCAAUGUCAAAUAAUUUUCGAUUUCAUGCCACUUUGAUAUAUUAUGAAUUGUAUGAACACGAAUUAUUGAAUAUUUUAUAGCGAAAAUAACAACUUGUUACAGUUAAUAAUCUUGUUUAAAAUUGCAUGGGAUUAUUAGUGCACUUUAGUGCAAUAAAAAUAACUUUAACACUUAUCAGUUUUCCUUUCGAGGGUGUAUUUUAAUUUUUUAACUGACACUGUAACUGAUAUUAUCAUCAUAUAAUGUAUAGAUUCGUGCAAAUAAUAAAUUAGUAAUAUUGUAGUUAUCAUACAUAUGUAACUAAAAACCAUCCACUAAAACGUGGAAAAUAAAAUGACAAAUCACAAACUUUUCGGUUCAAUAUUUCUAAUUGCAAUGACUGGAUCAUCCUCAUGACAACUGUAAACAUUACGUAUGACCAACUUAGGUAUAUUGUAUUCCGAAAAUUAACUGUUACAACUGUAACAGAUUUGAUAAACGCCUGAUAUACAACGCUCAUCCAGUACGUGUAAAUAGAGUAGAAAGUUACCAUUUAUUUAGCAUAAAGUGUUAAGACUGAAUAAUCAGGACUAAUAUAUUUCUUUGAAAUGCUCAUAAUCAAACUUCACCAAAGAUAUAUUUUAUGUAAACUGUAAGAAUAUAGAUUUUGUAUAAAGUAUUAGUGGCUACUGUACUGUAAAUGUCAUAUUUGCUAAAGAUACUUGAUGAAGGAAUAUAUAAUUAUUAAGUAAAGUGUUGUUUAGUAAGAAAGGCUAAGGAAACUUGUGUGAUUUUGCUGUGAACGUUAGUAUGUGAGUGUGGUUGAAUGUCAAAACUCAAUGACUUAGUGUUGUAAAAAGUUAUGAAUUAAAAUUAUCCGUAAGAAGGUUACUAUGGUCGUUAUCUAUAAGAUAUUAAGAUUCUAUGAGAUUGUAAGAUGAGGAGACGGUGAUUUGUGUAAGAUCGAUUUCUGAUAAAAUAUACAAAUGUUGUGUUUAUGUAAUUUUAUGCUGUUAGACCACAGUGUUGUAUUGUAGGCCUUCUUAAGCAUAGCACAAUCGUUGCUUACAAUAGGUAUCCGUUUUAUUGUGUGAGUAUUUUAUUAAUGUUGUAUUUUCAGAGAAUCUGUUUUAGAAUAGAGUUUUAUUUUAUUAACUGUUUUAUGUACUUCUCUACCAUAUUUUAAAGGAAAUUUUAAUCAUUUCAUAAGAGUUGUAAAUACAUCUUUUUCACAUAGUAUAAUUAAAUUUGAUGUAGGCCUUAAAAAGUUAAAGUGACAGAUUUAAAAUAUAAUCAAUUUCAUGUACGUGAAAACUAUGACGAUCAAUGCCAAUGAAAAAGCAUUUAAUUUCAAUUCGCAUACGGAUACGGAUUUAUAUUUUGGUAGAUACUCUGUGUCAUUAUUUAUAUAUCAUUUGAUGUUUUUAAUUGACCAUUAGCAAGUCUCUUACAUUAUUUCCUUAAUAUGGCUUUUAUCAGUUCAAUUUUUGAUACUACAUCUUUUACGAAAAUACAUGUUAUGCUUCUAAUGAAACAUAUAGUUAUACGGGCCUUAAUUUACCUUAUUUAUUGCAAGGUAUUAUUAUACCUUACAUUUAAGUUUCAUAACAAGGAAAAAUAUUUCACAGUACUUUUCAUUUGUGGACAUAAAACAUAUGUAAAAUAUUACCUUAUAUAAUAAAUAGUGUGAACUCAUCUGAUUUAGAAUAAAAAUAAGGAAUAUUAUUAUAUUUGUGUAUAAGUUGCUGUAUCCUAUAAUGUAUUCUUUGUUGUAGUAAGUGGCACCUUCCUGUUAUGAGGAACACCUCAAAUAAACUGUGUUAUUUUGCUAUAAAA